Eleginops maclovinus (Patagonian blennie) is the source of this 3132-nucleotide messenger RNA. RefSeq lists its product as uncharacterized. The coding region runs from base 210 to 2363 and encodes 717 amino acids. The transcript is spliced from 15 exons. The record is from RefSeq and is a predicted model, not a curated record. Gene Ontology annotation, molecular function: ubiquitin-protein transferase activity. Lineage: Eukaryota; Metazoa; Chordata; Actinopteri; Perciformes; Eleginopidae.
UGCUCAGCUAUUUGGAUCUUUGGAAGGCCACCAUUACCUGAGGAAUAUUUGGAGGUUCAACUCAAACUCGAGGAGAUACAGAAAGCAGUACAGGCCUGAAAACAGCAAAGAGCAGGACAGGAUCAAGGAGACAAAAAGAUAUAAAGAAAGCUAAAGCAAGGACAGAAGUCUUAGACCAAACACACAAAAGACAGACAGCAAUUAAGUGAAUGACGAGGGAAAAGGAAAUUGUUCUUGAAGAAAUGAGGCAUCUAAGGACAAGCACGGGAGAAAAAACUUUUAUAGUGGUAUCACAGAGGAAGAGACUGAGUGAGAAGAAGGCGGUGGUGCUUGGCAUCACAGAAAACAUCGAGAUGGAGAUGUUUUCCUCAAUGGAGCCCCGUGUUGUGACAUUAACCCAGGAGGAGGAAGAAGUCAGCUUUGUCCAAACGCACCCGGAGCAUCCCCUGGUCCCUGACGGUGAGGAGGAACCCAGGCCUCAGGUUGAGACUUCAUCCAGGCAGCAUACCCAGCCCAAAAUCGAUCCUCUUGUUGAGACAGAAGCUGAGAACUUCCCCACUGCCCUAGGAUUAAUGGAAGAUAUUAAAAUAGAGAUGAAGGUGCUUCCUCCCGUCAGAUUGUCUGAAAAUGAAUUAUUGGAUACAAAAGCAGAGGAUCGUUCCAUUACGGCCACGCCAUCUCCGAACAAAGCCAGUCGUCUCAAGUGGAAGAAACUUUCUCAGCAGAAGACUGGAUUGGUUGUCAAAGAUGUGGUCUGUCUACCCAGAGGACGCUACCUGGCACAACUGGAGAGACACACUGUUCCACGAAGCAAAGAACGAGCAGCUCUAGCGGCCAGGGGAUUGACUACUCGCAUCACCAUAGAUCAGAACUGGUCGGCCAAUCAGAUGCAGAGUCGGCUGGCGACGUUCUUCAGGGGACAGUUUGUGAAACGGGCAGGACAACAAUUCUCCUUCACAUAUUUACAGUGUGUACCAGGCUCUAGGGUACUGUUUGUCCCAGACCCUCCGACAGAGGGCUGGACUGGAGAGCAGGUGCUCAGGACUUCUGGACAUGGUGCUUUGUACAUCCUAAGCCACCAGGAAUACCCACAGGCAGGAUCGGAGCUGUCUGUCAUUGAGACACCUAUUCUGAACAGGAAGGAGUUUUGUGUAGAGGCAGAGAGCUGCCUUCACAGAAACAUUGAGCUGAUUCACACCCGGCCUGUUGUUCCGAGGAUCACAGAGGAGUCCUCCCUCGACCUGGACACCAUCCUGAGAGUGUUCAAACAGGAGAACAUGGAUGGAGACCUGGUGACGUACAUCCAGGUGAGGAGGAGAGACCUGCUCCAAAGCGCUCUGAAGUUGGUGAGGAGGCCUGGCUUCUGUUUCAGUACGAUACCCAUCAUCGCUUUCAGUGGAGAGGAGACGGACGGGCACGAGGGACCUCUCAGAGAUUUCUUCAGCUUGACUUUGUUGGAGCUGCUGAGAACUUCUGUAUUUGAGGGUCUUCCAGGGCGUCUGUUCUUCACCUAUGACCUCGCUGCUCUUAGAGACAGGAAGUAUUACGAAGCAGGCGUUCUGAUUGGCUGGUCUCUGGCUCAUGGCGGGCCUGGACCCCGUUGUCUACACCCUGUGCUCUUCCAGAUGAUGUGUGGCAGGAAUCCAUCUUUGGAGGACUUCAGCUGGAGAGACGUUGUUGACACUGAAGCACAGAUCCGACUGCAACAGCUGCAAAGCUGUUCUGAUGUGACGAAGCUUUCUCCCAGUCUGUGUGACUGGGUGUCAAAAUGUGGGAUCCCUGGAGUUUUUUCGGCCCAUUCUGAUGAAAUACCAUCUAUCUAUAUCCGCCUGGUCAAACAGUACAUCCACCACAGGGUGGCUUGUAUGAUCUCCCAGUUCACCGACGGGAUGAACAGCUGUGGUGGUUUGUGGGGUACGGUGCAGUCCCACUGGGAGGAGUUUGUGCCAGUGAUGACCAGCGCACAGCGUCAGCCUCUGAUGCUAAAAGAGUUCAAACAGCUUAUCAAAAUACGCUACAGCCGUGCAGACAGCCAGCUGAGGGCAGCCGAGGAGGAAACGGCAGGACACUGGGAAACAGUUCUCACUUUAGUCAGCGAUGGUCAGGCAGACUUUUGCUUUGAAGACCUCCUCAACUUCAUCACUGGAGCCCAUCAUCUGCCUCCUCUUGGGUUCCCCAGAUUGAUCUCCCUGUGUUUUUUCUCCCAGGAUGCAAGCAUGUCAGGCGUGUGUCUGCCUCACACCUCCACCUGUACUCUGGAGUUCUUCCUGCCAAGGGGAGUUUCAGCGCCUGCAGACCUGAUGGAGAUGCUGAGCAGAGCCAUGCACGUGGCCCUUGGCUUUAAACGUUUUCAGGUUGAGUGAGAUGGAGAAGGCAGCUUCAGCCCACUGCAAAAUGGAUGCCUUCCUUGAUACUUGAAGACCUGCGGAGAAUGUCUUUUAUAUUCGGCAAAUGGUUUUGCAGAAUAUGAACAAAGUGAUUAAAUGGAAACCAAGUCCACAGUUUGGGGAACGGUAGUAUUUUGUGAACAGUUUGUCACUAAAACUCAUGACCAAAUGCAGGAGCGCAGACAGAUUUGAGUCAUUUGAGUUAUGUUUAUAAUAGCUGCUGUGCACAUUAUUAAUUUAGUGUUGUUUGAACGAUGGGUCUUUAGAAGAGUUGGAAACAGUUAAAGAGUUUUGGCUGUAGUAGAUCAGAUAUGAUGUGUUGACAUACUGCAUGCUCUCAGUUGUUACAGUAAAGUGAGCUUGCAUGCUAUAUAAUUAAACAAAACAACAAUCUAUUUUUGAAGCACCACUUAAGAGUAGGACAUUCAAAUAAAACAACAAUAUAAAACAUUUAUUUAUUUUUCAAUUAAGAUAAUCAUUAAUGUUUUGUUUAUGUAUUUUAAAGCCUCUCCAAUGAACGGUAGAUACAGAUUCCAGAAUCAUGACACAGAAUGCAUCUCUUUGACAUCUUACAAAAUGGCUCAUUUGAAUAAUUGACAUUAUGUGUCUCUACUGAUUUUUGAGAAAAUGUUUAAUAUAAAUAUAUGUAACUUAAAUUGUAUGUAAUUUUGUAUUUCCAUGUGUUUUAAUUGUAUUUGAUAAAAAGAUAGUGUGCUACAAUUCUUUACAAAUUAUUCAUUAAAGA